Cylindrotheca closterium is the source of this 531-nucleotide messenger RNA. NCBI's taxonomy places the organism in Eukaryota, Bacillariophyta, Bacillariophyceae, Bacillariales, Bacillariaceae. The record is from the annotation of a GenBank genome assembly.
AUGAAUUCUUAUUUCACCCUCGAGCCUUUUAAUAUUCCUGAGCACAAGAUGACUGAUGAGUAUCCACCAGAUCUUUCAAGCGAUUCAUCCAUGAGCACUGUAGCCGCCUUCGAAGAACAAGACGAUAGUACUAUGGUGGACACUCUCGUCCAUAUGUGCGACUUCGAUAUGCCACCUGGGAUCAGUGCAAAUACUUCCAGGCAUUCUUCGGCAUCUCCAUCGAUUGUGACACCAACAUUCAAGUCUCUUUCAGCCACUUUCCAAGGCGAGCCUUUCGAGCCCAUUCCUAUCGCUCAUGCCUUCGAGGAACAGCUUCACGACGUAGAACUCGAGGUAACGGCGCCUUUCCAAUCAAUGGACACUUCCUAUCAUAAUAACGUCUCGUCUGAUGUCAGCACCCGUACCAACAAAAGCGCAUCAGAAUUGGAUCGGUUGUACAAAGCAGGUAUCGAGAAGCUACGAGAAUCCAUGAAGCGCUCGUCGGCAACCCGACAAGCGGUCAUGCUGCAACGGCAAGCUCUCAAAUUCUAA